GGGGAAAAACAAUAUAUUUGUUUUGUCAGUUGGAAAUACUUGGAAUCCACCCCAAAUCCGAGGUUUCCAAAGUCUGAGGUCACCAAAAAUCUGCAAUUUUUGAGCUUUACCACUGAAACAGGGUACAAACGGAGAGAAAACAUUUUAUUGAGGGCCAAUUCGCUAACUUUCCUCUGAAGAUCAGGGGCAAAAUGGGGACAACGGGGAGAAAAGAAAUGGAUAAACAUUAAACAAUGAAAAACUGGUAUUAGCAACAGCCCAUAGUAAACGGAAGACAAUGGCCCCUGGUUUUGCUUCCCCCUGUGUCCAUGAAAACCAACUGUAUUUCUUCCUCUAUUCCUCUUCUCCUUCUACCUUCAACCCUAGAACUCUUCAACAAAUCCCUUACUUUCCUUUUACCCAACUUCACCCUUUUUAUCAAUUCACCUUCCCUCUUCCAUCGAUCCAUCUUCUCUUCUUAUCCAUGGCGAAACAGAGAGAGAUCCUCAUCAACAUCUGAUAAUGACUCCGUGACUUCUCAGCUUAGCUGUCUUUGUUUGUUUACGAGUUUCAUCCGCGCCCACAUCGAAAUUCUUUGACCCAGCUGCGAAUUGUGUCUAAAGCGCCGGCCUUUCAGCUUGGCUCUCUUUCUUUUACAGAGUUUGGUUAGUAGGAGGGAAGUGAAUGGGUGCAGAGUCAAGAAUUAUUAUUGAUAAUAAAGCGAUAGGGGUCGAAGAAUUCGAUCAGCUGGCUAAGGGAAAGAAACCAAUCGCGAACCCGGCGCCAAACCCUCCUCCGGCUAGGAAUGCCAAUAAUAGCAAGGGGAAGAAGAGCCGGCGACGCCAACAACAGAAGCAGCCCUCCGCUGCGGCGGUGAGGCCCGUGCAGCGGUUGUUCGACACUUGCAAGGAAGUGUUUAAAUCUGGUAGCGCUGGAAUUGUUCCCUCACCUGAUAAUGUCGAGAAGCUGAGAGCUGUUUUGGAUGAUAUCAAACCAGCUGAUCUUGGGCUUAACCCAGAAAUUGCUUGCCUGACUCUUGCAAAUUUGGAUGGAGCUGCUUCCAAUGGGAAAAAACCAGCAAUAAGAUACCUCCAUCUCCAUGAAUGCAGCAAGUUCUCAAUUGGGAUAUUCUGCUUGCCACCAGCAGGAGUCAUUCCACUUCAUAACCAUCCUGGAAUGACCGUGUUUAGCAAGCUCCUCUUCGGGACAAUGCAUAUAAAAUCAUAUGAUUGGGUACUCGACGAAGAAGGUAAGCAGCAGCCAGAAGUGAAGAACCAGCAACCGAAAGUUCGUUUGGCGAAGGUGAAGACCAACUCGGACCUCACAGCACCAUGCAACACCUCCAUACUCUACCCUGAAGAUGGAGGUAACAUGCAUUGCUUCACCGCGGUAACAGCCUGUGCAGUGUUAGAUGUCCUUGGUCCUCCUUACAACGAUGACGAAGGCAGGCAUUGCCAGUACUACUUCGACUUCCCAUUGUCCCAAUUUUCUGUCGAUGGAGUAGUAGUGCCUGAUGAAGAGAAGGAAGGGUAUGGUUGGCUACAGGAGAGGGACAGACCGGCGGACUUGGUUGUUCGCGGCGAAUUGUAUAGAGGACCACCCUUUUUCAAGUAAGCUCAGAGUACUACCCAAUCAACAUAGAAGAGAGAGCAAUUUACAGGAUACUGGAUGAAAGAGCUAGUAGAGCGGAUUCUUUGACAGAUGGAUGAAUAGAAAGAAGAAAGACUAGCUUUAGUUUCACACAGAACAGAUCCUUUUGCUAGUUGUAGUCUUGCUGCUUUAUAUUCCUCCAUAGCCUUUUCCUUUUGUGGUCUUUUCUCUCUCUUUUCUUGUGGUGGAACAUGGCGCUUGAGAGUUGAGACUUAAGACACCAGUCUUUGUUGUAACAUUUAGGGAUCCUCUGUACAUAGUUACACCGGAAAAUCAUUGGGUUCACAGUUGAAUGAGAUAAGAAGAAAAUGAAACACAAAGUGCUUGAGACAGUUCCUUUCUACAUCAUAUCAGUAGUACACUACUGCUACUUGCGACUCUCUUUGCUCAUUCAAAAGGAGCAAUAUUCUUUCUAUAAAACCAGAAUGCAUGCAUCGCCAGGAACAGGAUAGUGCUGGAAUGGGAAAGGAUCUUCAUUGGUGAGUUGCUAUAUUAAGAAAGGAAUCUGUGGGAGGUUGCAGGCUGUGGGGAAAGAUCCUACGCAAGCUUAGGGUUGAUGUGACGAUGUAUGAUAACGAUAUGAUGCUUGCUGGGGUGACAGGUGAUGUGUUGCUGCUGGUUUGGGAGGUGGCAGAAUUUUUUGGGGUGUAUUGGAAGAUGUGACGUUGUUGGGAUAAACAAGAUCACAAGAAAGUGAAGAAACAAUUAAAAUAACAUGAUAUAUAUGAACUAAUUAAAAUAAAUCAACUAAACAAUAUGAUUGAGAUCAAUUGAUAAUGAAAAAUCGAGUUAUCUUCUUGUUUUCCCCACGCGUCCCAUUUUGGAGCUCCAACCAUCGAAUUCAUAACUCACUUAUAUAAUUUAUUUUUCACAUACUAAUGCUAAAUUUAUUUACAUUCAUUUACGUUAUUCAUUUUUCCACACAAUCUCAUCUCAAUUUUCUUUUUAUCUUUGAUAAUGUAUAUGUAUAAUUUUAUUUAAGCAUGAGGCGCAAGCGACGAUUAUCCCUACAUGAAAUAUUGUUGGCUUAUUUUUAUCAAAAACUGCCAACAAGUACCUAAACUAAUGAUAACACCAUUAGUCUCAUAUUCGAAUUUCUUCUGUUGCACAUAAAUAUAAAAAUAAACCUAUGCUACCCUUAUAAAAAAAAGUUACGAAAACUCUUUAUUUUCCAAGUAUAUGGAAUAUGAGCCAAAAUGAGAAGCUUCUGAUUGGGGUAAGAUUGCUUCUGGGUGCUGUGUUCUUUGCCCAAGGGGAGUUGAGAGCCGGUUCCAGCUUUUCUAUCAGUACUGUCCCUUCUUCCUUUACAUAUUGCAGGUUGUCUUCCCUAUACACAUUCCCUGUUUUGGUGAUUGGGAUUCUCAUCUUGCUUGGGCAUCAUGAAUGUGGCAGGGAGGAUCAGAUUAUGAUCGAGCUGGCAGGAUCUUAAGGAGGAUGGUUAAUGGGCAUGUGUGGAAGGAGAGAUGUCACCACUGGUAUGGUGAUGGCGGCAUAGCUACCACAAGGCAAUUGGUUCAAAGAAUUGAAGUUGAUUGCUUGAUUACAAAGGAUCAUCUGGUUUUUGAUAGAUUUUUCAAACAAAGUAUAGCCACUGUAUAAAUGAGUUUUGAGCAGGUUUCUCAUAGUUUGUAAUAGAGUACUCUUGAGAGGACCCCUCGUAUUUGGGAGGAACGGAUCAAGUUAGUAACCUUAUGGUGAGUAACCAUGAAUAACCAGCUCAUAUCAGCAUCCCUCUCUCUCCUGGAAAGCAUUUAAUUUUCUCCUUUUUAAUCUUUGACGGACGAUUCCUCACUCGUUUUAAGUCGAAAUUUAAUUUUUUUUUGCACAGUUAGAUCAGAUUAAUUGUGCUCUUCAAAAUGAUAUCCACUUUGAUAUAUUUUUCGAACAAAAAAAAUUGAGUCAUUUUUUACCAGUCUAUACCAUAUGGUAUUGACUGGUAUUGAAAUAAGAACAUACCUAUGGU
Molecule: messenger RNA, 3592 nt
Organism: Linum trigynum
Lineage: Eukaryota; Viridiplantae; Streptophyta; Magnoliopsida; Malpighiales; Linaceae
Source: the annotation of a GenBank genome assembly